Molecule: messenger RNA, 4895 nt
Organism: Anopheles stephensi (Asian malaria mosquito)
Lineage: Eukaryota; Metazoa; Arthropoda; Insecta; Diptera; Culicidae
Gene: Upf1
Product: regulator of nonsense transcripts 1 homolog
Biological process (GO): nuclear-transcribed mRNA catabolic process, nonsense-mediated decay
Cellular component (GO): cytoplasm
Molecular function (GO): zinc ion binding; RNA helicase activity; ATP binding
Source: RefSeq, a predicted model, not a curated record
CAAAAAGUAACUAAAACUAGCAAAAUCACAUCAGCUACUGAAUACGAACUGUGCCAAGCAGUAAGAAAAACGGGUAAUCGGGAAAUUGUAAAACGCAACACGGAAUUUCAACCACGAUUUACGGACUUUUCGUGUAUAGAGCUAUACAGUUGUUGUUGAAGUCUUGUUUUGGGCCGCGAAUGCGAAGGGCGGUAUAGUGGCAAAUACGGCAAUAGCUGGAAGAGCCAUAGCUGAGUCGCACAUAUUCCGCGAAGAAAACCCCCGAACCAAGUAAGACGAUGAGUGUCGACGCUUACGACGGAACGACUGGUUCCCAAUCGCUGACCUUUGUCGAUACGGAAGAGAAUUUCUUCGUGGGAGCGGAUUCGCAGGGUACGGAGUACGAUUUUCGCGACUUUACCAUUCCUUCGCAAAGUCAAACCCAAGCCUCGCAGCUCGAUCAUCUUGGCGGAAGCAGUCAGGUGAAUGGAUUCGGUCGGAGGAUUGGAGUAGAUCCGACGAAGCUGUCCGGCAUUACCUCUGCUAUCGGUGAGCUGCAGUUCGAGGAGGACGAGGACGAACUUGACCCGGUGGAGAAUAAGGAUUUGCCUCCACAUGCGUGCCGUUAUUGCGGUAUACACGAACCAAGCACCGUGGUUAUGUGUAACAUUUGCAAAAAAUGGUUUUGUAACGGGCGCGGAAGUACGUCCGGGUCGCACAUCGUGAACCAUCUCGUCCGUGCCAAGCAUCGGGAGGUUACGCUUCACGCAGAUGGUCCCCUCGGGGAAACGGUUCUGGAGUGCUAUUCUUGCGCCGUUCGGAACGUGUUUGUUCUCGGAUUCAUUCCUGCUAAAAGCGACUCCGUCGUGGUGCUGUUGUGCAGACAACCGUGUGCCGCACAGAACUCCAUCAAGGACAUGAACUGGGACCAGGAGCAAUGGAAGCCGUUGAUUGCCGAUCGUUGCUUCUUGUUUUGGUUGGUGAAGAUUCCAACGGAGCAGGAUCAGUUGCGUGCGCGUAAAGUAUCCGCCGCUCAAAUCAACAAGCUGGAAGAGCUGUGGAAGGAAAACGUCGACGCAACGUUUCAGGAUUUGGAGAAGCCAGGCAUCGACAAGGAACCGCAACAGGUACAGCUUCGGUACGUUGACGGGUAUCAGUACCAGAACACGUUCGGGCCACUGGUAAAUCUGGAAGCGGAUUAUGAUGAAAAGCUGAAGGAAAGCCAAACACAGGAAAAUAUUGAAAUCCGAUGGGACACUGGGCUGAACAAGAAAACGAUCGCUUACUUCACGCUCGCCAAGAACGACGGAGAUAUGAAGCUGAUGCAUGGCGAUGAGCUGAAGCUGCGGUACGUCGGCGAGCUGCACAAGCCGUGGAGCUGCAUCGGCCAUGUAAUCAAGGUGCCGGACAACUACGGUGACGAUGUGGGCCUGGAGCUGAAACACAAUCAUCAUGCACCAGUCGAGCGCACGAGCAACUUCUCGGUCGACUUUAUCUGGAAGGGCACUUCGUUCGAGCGGAUGCAGCAAGCCCUGCGCAAGUUUGCGAUGGACGCCAAAAGCGUUUCGAACUAUAUAUACACACGCCUGCUUGGAAACGUGCGUGCCGAUGGUGCCGAAGAGGUGCUGUUCCGAUUGAAUCUGCCCAAACAUUUCAGCGCCCCGAACCUGCCUGAUCUGAAUCGGUCGCAGGUGUACGCAGUCCGGCACGCACUCCAGCGCCCGCUGAGCCUUAUCCAAGGGCCACCGGGGACUGGCAAGACAGUCACCUCGGCAACGAUCGUGUACCAGCUGGCGCGGCUGAACAGUGGACCGAUUUUGGUGUGCGCCCCGAGCAACACUGCUGUCGAUCAGCUGACGGAAAAGAUUCACCGCACCAACCUGAAGGUGGUACGCGUGUGCGCACGAUCACGUGAAGCGAUCGACUCGCCCGUUAGCUUUCUAGCGCUGCACAAUCAAAUUCGCAACAUGGCGCAGAAUUCGGAAUUGAAGAAAUUGCAACAGCUGAAGGAUGAAACUGGUGAGCUGAGUCUGUCGGACGAGAGACGCUAUCGAUCGUUGAAAAAGCAGGCGGAACGGGAGCUGCUGGAAGCGGCCGACGUUAUUUGCUGUACCUGUGUAGGUGCGGGUGAUCUUCGUUUGCAGCGUAUUAAAUUUAACUCCAUACUGAUUGACGAAUCGAUGCAAUCGACCGAACCGGAGUGCAUGGUCCCGGUGGUUCUGGGUGCCAAGCAGCUUAUCCUCGUGGGCGAUCACUGUCAGCUGGGACCGGUGGUGAUGUGUAAAAAGGCGGCCAAGGCAGGAUUGUCGCAGAGUUUGUUUGAACGCUUGGUGGCUCUAGGGAUUCGUCCUUUUAGGCUUGAGGUGCAGUAUCGCAUGCACCCGGAGUUGUCCCAGUUUCCGUCGAACUUCUUCUACGAGGGUAGCCUUCAAAAUGGUGUGUGUGCCGACGAACGCAAGCUGAAAGUAGACUUUCCCUGGCCGUCGCCGGACUGUCCAAUGUUUUUCCUCGUCACUCAGGGGCAGGAAGAAAUCGCCGGCUCUGGCACGUCAUACCUAAACCGCACGGAGGCGUCGAAUGUGGAGAAGAUAACGACCCGGUUCCUGAAGGCUGGUAUUAAGCCCGAACAGAUUGGAAUCAUUACCCCGUACGAGGGCCAGCGCGCCUACCUGGUCCAGUACAUGCAGUACCAGGGUUCGCUCCACUCGAAGCUGUACCAGGAAAUCGAAAUAGCCAGCGUGGAUGCGUUCCAGGGGCGGGAGAAAGACAUCAUCAUCAUGUCAUGUGUACGAGCAAAUGAACACCAGGGCAUAGGUUUUCUAAACGAUCCGCGCCGAUUGAACGUAGCACUGACACGUGCCAAGUACGGCAUCAUCAUUGUCGGCAAUCCGAAGGUGCUGUCGAAGCAAGAGCUGUGGAACCAUUUGCUGAACUUUUACAAAGACAAAAAGGUGCUGGUGGAAGGAUCGUUGAACAAUCUCAAAGAGUCGAUGAUACAGUUCACCAAGCCGAAAAAGAUUAUCAAUACGCUAAACCCCGGAAUGCACUUUAUGACCAACGCUAUGUAUGACGCCAAGGAGGUGCUCGGGGGCGGAUAUUUCGAUCGAACCCUGGACCUUCAACCAGCUUACGCGCACAACCCGCUUGCCGGGUACGGCAGCGCAAACAACUAUCACCAGCAGGGCGGAUUUAUGGAUGUAACGGGCCAUGGCAGCACUGCCAGUGCAAAUACGCCGCUUGACGCGUUUAUGCGCAAAGUGCACGAUCCGAUUGGGUAUAUUUCGCCACAGCGUUCGCUUCCUGCAGUUAGCAACAUGCCCGUACCGGUGGGAAUGUUCAUCAACAUGUCAAGCGCACCCUCACGCUUCUAUCAACAACAGCAACAAGCAGCUAUGCAGGCGGCUAAGCAAACGCGUCGCCCAGUGGUAGGCAAAACGUCCAGUCAACUGUUGGCAGCUGGUUCCGGAUCAGUCUCUGCCGGUGGAAAGUCGGGCCGUCCCCGUCCAAUUGGCCCACCAAGCAGCAGCAGCAGCGGCGGCGGUAUCAACCAUGGCAGUAAUAUUGCAGGCUCAUCCCUAACCCAAGGCAUGUCGCAGAACAUGUCCCAGCCGGGCUUCAGCUUGUCGCAGCAGGCAGAAUUCUCGCAGGACUAUAUGGGCGACUAUCAGUCGCAGAUGGACAACAUACUGUCGCAAGAAUCGAACUAUCACAGCCAGUCCGGGCCAGGCGAUCGGCUGGCGUUCGAACUGCAUUCGAGUUCGCAAUUCUCGCAACCGUACUGAUAAUCGACGAUUCGAGGGGACAAUGUAAAAGCUGGAAUGCUGCAAACGAUGCAAAGCUAUCAUCCAACACACAUACGGCACGGUGAACAAUAACAAAAGGGAAGCACGAUUUGAUCGAGCGAGACAAAAUCAUGCACAGGCUAACACACCUGAGGCUCUGCGAACAACCCCGUAAAAGCGCCAUAGAGUGUCCAUCCGGAGAGAGAGAUAGAACCUUCUUCUAUCCCGGGAAACCGAAAUGGCCGAAAGUGGUGGGUGGGCAACGGUGGACCGAUGGCAAUGACAAACGUGAGAGCAGGUCGAUGAUUCUCCGCAGGUGUCGUAUCGUCCAGCACCACCACCACCUGCUUCCUGCUGCUGCCAGCGGAAGCGGAACGGGAGAUACCACUAUCUGCGCGCUAUGGCUUUGUUGAAACGAAAGACUUGGCACACACAGGAUGUUACUAAUGUCCUGCUGCUGGCGCAUCAAUAUCUCGAAGAAUUGCCGUAAUGUGCGCGGUUUGCGAAAGGACCUUUUCCUCCCUGCGUUGCAGAGAAGCAGUAAAAAGCCCUGUUUGCAGUUGUCGAUGGGUUGUUUGGAAAACUAACUAACCCGUGAUCAUUUCUCUGCUCUUUAUUUGAAUGCACCCAAGAAAGCUCGAACCAGAGCUGUGUGCUUGGCCAAUGACUCGCAAUGAUUCCUAAACUAGUUUCCAAAUCUAUGCCGGGGCUAUUAGCUAACAUACCUGUGCGCCGUCCUUUCAACAGCAAACAAACGCACGAUGUGACUAUAAAGCGCGCUGCAAACUAAUAUACACGUUCCUCAUUUCGGUUGUUUGGUUCAUCAGGAGAUUUUCUUUUCAGUUCUAUCGAUUAAGUACGGUACGGAGACGAAGCGGAGUAGUAACGGUCGGUGAAAUCCACGCGCACAAGCGGACGAUAAGUAGAAGAGAUUAGUUGACACGCUCAAUUACUUAGAGGUACGGACGCACCGAAAGAAAGUGUGUGUGUGUGAGAGAGAGAGAGCGAGAGAGAGAGAGCUUGAUUGCAUCUCAAUUUUUCCGACGCGUGGAUACUUGACUAUUUAGGUUCCGUCUUUUAACAUUUAUUUUUUGGUUUCAUGUUGCUCAAUAAAAUCUUGGUUGGAAAGCAAAA